AGAGAAACUGAGUCUAGGUAUGGUAAUUUUGACAGAAGCCUUUCUCUUUACACCAGGUUCGUUGGAGAAAAUCCCUUUGUCUAGACUGGUACAUGCUUCAGAAUUCGCAAUCUACACAUCUCAACCGUGGGGCAAGCAUGCAUAUAGGGUUCUUGCUACAAGCAUCCAACGGAUAAAUGAGAAUACUUGGGCAAGAGGCACAUAUGAAGUAAAGGGAUUUGCAAUGGCGAUACUACUAUGGGCCUUCAGCGCAGUUCCAUCUUUGGGCUCAGCGUUUGCAACAGAAUGUGUUACAUCGAGAUCUGAGUAUCCUUUGUGUUUGAAAUGGGAAACAACUCAAACACCAAGAUUUUCUCAUGUUGUCGAUGUCGUCAAAAAAAUGAACUCAGUCAAGGUUAAUACAGUGAUUGGAAACCCGUACGAAUAUAGCUAUUUAGUUGCUAGUUCGCAUGAAGACGACAUAGACUUCGAAGAAAUUGUUCGUCUUGUUCAAAAUGGAUACAGACUCAAAGCAACUGAUUGGAGUGCUGGAUUUGUUGAUAUUUUUACUGUAUUACAAGAAAUAGGGGAACAAACAAUGAAUAACAACUUGUCUGACAGCCAGAAACUCGACAAGAUCCUAAAUUUACUUCAAGACUUCAACAGGAGGAUUGCAGUAAUAGAGUAUGUUCUUAAAAGCCGUCUUGAAAAAGAUGAGACUGAGAGAUGCAAAAAAAAAGAGGUAAUUAAAUGGGAUUUUUUUUUUUUUUUUUUUUUUUGUCAGUUACAUGUGUAUAUAGUAUAUAUUAAGAUAUCUGUAUCCUUUUUUCUGCAGUCUGAUAUACAAGAAGAAACAUGUGCCAGAACAGAAGAGGUAUGUGAAUAAUUUUAUUAAAUCCUUUUCAAUCAAAAUUCGGAUAGCUUUUUACAA
Arabidopsis lyrata subsp. lyrata is the source of this 910-nucleotide messenger RNA. RefSeq lists its product as uncharacterized. Bases 20 to 865 code for a protein of 281 amino acids. NCBI's taxonomy places the organism in Eukaryota, Viridiplantae, Streptophyta, Magnoliopsida, Brassicales, Brassicaceae. The transcript is spliced from 2 exons. The record is from RefSeq and is a predicted model, not a curated record.